AUGAGUAUCAAUGGAAAUAGAAAGAGAAUAAUAGAGGAGGAUGACGAAGAUGAAAAUGAACAUUCCAAUAACAAUAACAAUGUUAACAAUCAGAGAAGAAGAUUAGACAUGCAACCAACACAGAGUAGUGGUUCCACACCUGCACCGGCAUCACAGAACUACAUUACGGUACCACCCGCCAAAGUCUAUAUGGAGGGUAGUAUCGUUCGUGUCAAACUGACCAACUUUGUCACAUACACAGAGUUGGAGUUUGUUCCUGGUCCGCGUCUCAACGUCAUCAUCGGACCGAAUGGCAGUGGUAAAUCAUCGAUUAUCUGUGCGUUGGCACUCGGUCUCGGUGGUGGACCGGCACUGCUCGGUCGUGCCAAACAGGUGUCACACUUUAUCAAGCACGGUGAGGAUCAUGCUAUCAUUGAGAUCGAGCUGUACGUGCAGACCGGAAACAUCGUUAUUCAGCGUCUCAUUCGUAAGGACAACUCCUCAGAGUACAGAGUGAACCGUAGCAAAGUGACAGCGAACGACCUGCACGAACUCAUUCGUAAACACAAGAUUCAAGUCGACAAUCUCUGUCAGUUCUUGCCACAGGAUAAAGUAGUCAGUUUCGCAGCGAUGACACCGACCGAGUUGCUUCAGGAAACAGAGAAAGCAAUUGGUUUACACGAUCUCUAUGAGAAUCAUAUGAAGCUCAUUGAAGAGAGAAAGAAUGUAUUACAAAAGCAAACUCAAUUCUCUGGACAUGAGGGUAUUUUAGAGGAUUUAAAGAAACAGAAUGAAAGUUUAGAGAAAGAGGUAGAGAGAUUCAAACAGAGAAAGGAAUAUCUUCAAAAGGUUGAUCUAUUCCAAAAGAAGAGACUAUGGGUGUUGGUAGAUAUCGCACAAAACGAAGUGAAUGAAGCCACUCAAGCCAGAAACGAAAUAGAUGGCAGAGUUAAAGCUCUUGAAAAAGAGAAAGCACCAUUACAAAAAGCAGGAGAUGUAUUAAAAGGUAAUAUAGAGAAAUUAGAUCAUGAAUCAACUAAACAUAGUACGGAUGUCAAAAAGACAGAACAAGAGACACAGAGAAAGAGUGCUGCCAUUGAAAAGUAUAACGAUCAAAUAGAUAGCUUUCACAACGAGUUGGAUAACAUACAGAAGCGUGCUGAUGAAAGAUUGGCAAAGAUUGCACUAGCCAGACAAAAUCAACAGAAUUUGACGGAGAAUAUCAAUAAUUUACCAAAUGAAGAUGUUACUCGUGCUAAAAUUGAAGAGAAGAAUAAGACAUUGAGAGAGAUAAAUGUUCAACAAGGACAGAUAAGAUCGGAUAUUUCAAAUGCAAAGAACUAUUUGGAGACUUUGAAUAUGGAGUUGAGACAAGUGAAUGGUGGACUCGAUGCACUUAGUAAUAUCAAUGCAAUCAAGUUGGAAUCGUUGCGACGUAAUGCAAAGAGUGUCUUUGAUGCCUAUCAGAACAUCAAGAUGCGUUUGAAGGAUAGAUUCAACAAAACAUUCGUGGUAUCAAUUCUUUUGUACUUGCCGGACGUCAAUACCAACUGGGGACGUGACUAUCAAAUCGAUAAUCUACAACAGUAUGGUGUGGAGUGCUUCUUGGACCAGACAUUCGAGGCCGAUAAGCUCAUCAAGGAUGUACUCGUAAGCACCAUUCCACUGCAAAACAUCGCUGCUGGAACCAAAGCAUCGAUCGGCAAAGAAGAAGAACUGCAUCGUAAGACUGGAAUCCAAGGUUUUUUCACUCCAGUCCGUUCCUACAAUUACUCACAAUCGCGUUACGGUGAUAAAAACACAAUAACAAGAAUCACCGCACUUAAAGAUGCUAAACUUUUAUCACAAGGUGAGAAAAACAAUUUGAAUCGUAAAAAGCAAGAGAUUGAAGGAAGAUUAACUGAAGCAAAAUCUGCACAUUCAAAGUUGCAAGAUCAAGAGCAGGAAAUCAAUAGGCAGGUAAAGAUGAUUCAUACUGAGAGACAAGAGCUCCAGUCUUUGUUGGACGAGAGAAAGAAACUCUACAGUAAACUCCAUCAUCUUAAUAGACAGAUCGAGGAUAUGUCGGUUGAGGAGAAUACCGAUCAAAUGAAGGCUGACAUUAAAAAGAAGAUUCAAAAUGCACAUCUCCAUAGAGUCAACAACAUCAGAGAGGUCACCAAUUUCCUGCUACAGAUUGGUAUGUCCAUGUCGCAACGUGAUCUCGUCACUUUGAAGAGAAGUAAAGCAGAGGCCAAAUACAGAGUGGAAUGCGCUGCUCUUGAGAAUCUGAUUAGACAAAUCAAUGAUCUUAAAAUCAAUCUAAAGACUGCUAUUGACCAGUUUAAUGUUGCAAAGAAAAAGUUACAAGGUGCAACAGAAGUAGCUGAAAGAGAAGCUCCGUUUGAUGAUUAUGCAGAUAUGUUUGAAGGUAUGCCUGAUGAUAUAGAAGAGAUUGAUGAUGAAAUCGAAAGCUAUAAUGAAAAGGCAAGACAAAUAGGUAAUACCGAUCCUAAAGUUAUGCAAGAUUACGAAAAUAGACAAAAGGAGAUUCAAACUCUUACCAAUAAAAUCGGAAAUCACAAGGCAGCGUUGGAAGAGUCACAGGCAAGAAUGGAGGAGCUCAAGAGCGAAUGGCUCAUUCCAGUCAGAGAGUUCAUUGCCGAUAUCAAUGAGAAGUUCACACAGUUCUUUAAGGAGAUCAGGUGUAUGGGUGAGGUCUUGUUGGGAUACAACGAGAAGGACCCAGAUAACUUUGAGCAAUACAGUAUUGAUAUCAGAGUUAGAUUCAGAGAUGAAGAUCCAAUGCAAUCACUUACUGCUCAUUUACAAUCUGGUGGUGAAAGAUCAGUUGCCACUAUGUUGUUUUUGAUUUCACUACAAGGUUUAACAAAUUGUCCAUUUAGAGCGGUAGAUGAAAUCAAUCAGGGUAUGGAUCCAAAGAAUGAACGUAUGAUUUUCGACCAGAUUGUAAAGUCUGCCAACAAACCAGGUAGACCUCAAUACUUUUUGAUUACACCAAAGCUUUUACACGACUUGGAGUACUCUAAAAAUACUACUGUUCUUUGUGUAUACACCGGUCCAUGGCAUGUCAACCAAUCGGAAUGGGAUAAGAUGUUAAAGAAAUGUAUCGAAGCAAAAUCAAAAUCAAAAUAA
Messenger RNA from Heterostelium album PN500, 3114 nucleotides. Its product is annotated as structural maintenance of chromosome protein. Gene Ontology annotation, cellular component: Smc5-Smc6 complex. Gene Ontology annotation, molecular function: ATP hydrolysis activity; ATP binding. Lineage: Eukaryota; Evosea; Eumycetozoa; Acytosteliales; Acytosteliaceae. The transcript has 9 exons. The coding region runs from base 1 to 3114 and encodes 1037 amino acids. The record is from RefSeq and is a predicted model, not a curated record. Gene Ontology annotation, biological process: double-strand break repair via homologous recombination.